Molecule: messenger RNA, 3504 nt
Organism: Chara braunii
Lineage: Eukaryota; Viridiplantae; Streptophyta; Charophyceae; Charales; Characeae
Source: the annotation of a GenBank genome assembly
AGUCAACAGAAGUUCGAGAGCGAUCAAAUGGAGAGGGUUGCCAGGUACGCGGCGGAGCGCGGAGUCGAUGUGCCUGGCACGGGUGGUGUGAGGGGAGGAGAGGCGGGGCGGCAGCCCGUGGAGGGAGCGUUAGGAGGGGUCGGGGGAGAUGGUGGAGGCGGAGACACGGAGGAGGGCGCGAUCGACGUCGAUCGCGAGGCGCGUGUCCCGGGCGAGCAGGGAGUCCCAGGACACGAGGACGUGCCUGAGGUUUAUCCAGGCAUUGGGGAGAGGAUGGAGGACUUUUUGAGGCGAGCAGCCAAGGGACCUGUAGGGGAGGGUUCUUCCAAGAGGAAGGAAGGUGGAACAGAUCCGGUCGCCGCCCCAGGUGGGAGGCUUCGCCAGCAGAAGGUCACUGACGUCUACGGUGGCGAGUGGGUUGCUCGCCACAAGAAGACAUUCCUUCGCUGGCUCUAUUCCAGCGGGGUCCCCUUCAAUGCCUUCCGCAACCAGGCUUGGAAGGCAUACCAGCAGGUCCUUCUUGGGCAGCCUGACAGUUCCCCGCGCGCUGUGCGCCCCAGCCACAACGAGAUUGCGAGUAUGCAGGCGGUGCAGACCCACCGUGAGGAUCUGGCGGAGGAGUUCAAAGAGGACGCUCUGCAGGCGAUGAUGCGAGGGGAUGACGGGUGGGAGUUUGUUUCUAUACCGUGGUCCGCCGAUGUGUGUGACAUGGCGCGUUGGGUGCGCCGACAGAUCAGAUGGGAGCCUUGGUGGCACACGAUGGCCACCAUAGUCCACAUCAUGCAGCCCGUCAUGGAGCUGCUUAGGCGGAUGGAUCGUGCGGGGCAGUACAUGUCCCUCAUGAUCGAGUGGACACAGAAUCUUGUCCGCCGUGUCACUGAUGCAUGCGCUCCUUUGGGGAGGGUUUUCACUGACCGCAUAAUCAGGCGUGUGCAGGCUCGCACACAGCACAUGCUGGAGCCGGCUCACUGCGCGGGGUUCUUACUGAACCCCCGCAGGCGACAUGUUGAGUACUUUUCGGGCGAGGUGAGGGAUUACCCUCGUUGGCUUGUAAGGCAAGCCAAGAGGUACAUUUUGACGCAGACGGGUUACGAGGAGGAUGGUGUGGAGUACAUCAUUGCAUGUCGACAGUUUGAGGACUUCCACAUGCAGCAGGGCACAUUUGGGGAUUGGGGAGGGGGGGAGGGGCGUGCUCGUGGGCGUGCUUGCAGCGGCGACAGGGAGACGAUUGAGUGCCCGUCCUGGUGGUCUCAGUACGGGUCUGGCGCGCCUGAGUUGCAGCGCUGCGCUCUUCGUGUGAUGCACAUGUGGUCUUGCGCCUCUCCAGCAGAAAGGAACUGGGCAGUCCACGAGGGCAUUCACACGAAGAAGCGGAACCAGUUGGCCUUUGAGAAGGUCGUUCGGCUCGUUGAGAUCACCGCGAAUGUGAGGUUGUCGGAGUAUCGAUGGGCUGGGGGGAUGACGCCGGAGGAGAUUGCCCGUCAGGUUGCGCUUAUCACCCAGGAUCCCAUCGGGGUCUCCGCACCACCCGCCGCUGAGGCAGUAUUCGGUAGACGUGCUUCCAUUUUCCGUCCUUACCGCAGGGAGGAUGAUUCCGACGAGGAGCCGGUACCCGAGGCAGCGGACCACCCCGCGCUCCGCAUUCCCCAUGAGAUCGACGAGACGCACCUGGAUCCCAAGGAGGACACCAGGGCGCAUACUGCACGACGGGACGCUGACAGGGCGGAGAGGGAGAUGAUGGGGGGAGAGGAGUUGUGGGGACCGUUCGGGGAGGUCGCUUCGACGGGCGGCACAGGAGCGCGGACGACGAGCCCCGCUCCGACGAGGCAGGAGUCGUCCAUGCCGCCACCUUCUGCUCCGAGUCUUGCACCGCCCUCGCCCGUCGCGCCAUAUGAGCCGACCACAGCAGCAGAGGACACGGAGGAGUUGGCGUCCUCUUUGCCUCAGCGCGGACUACUCCACAGAGGCGGGGCAGUCCGGCAGCUGAGGUUACGAUCACCUUUUCCGGGGGUCUUGCAGGAGGAGGGGGGACCGUCGGCAGCAGCAGUGGAGGGGGAGAUGGCAGUGGAGGGGGGAUUGGCGGACACGACGAUUGCAGGUGUGGUGGACCAGAUAGCUGUAGCAGCAGCGGCUUCAUUGCUAGAGGAGAUGGCAGCUUCAGUGUUGGUAGAGGAGGCACCAGUGCCAGGGGGAGCAGAUGCAGUGGAGGGGCAGGCGGGAGCAGCUGGAGGAGCAGCGGGAGGAGCAGCUGGAGGAGCAGCUGCACUGGAUGGGCUUGUGGCUGCAGCAGCAGGAGCAGCUGGAGGAGCGGAUGCAGUGGAGGGGGGAAUGCCAGGAGCAGGACGACAGUCGCAGCCGGUGCCGGUGGCAGUGCAUGGUGUGCCGCCGCCCGUUAUCACGGAUUUGGGGUCCGAACCGGUGGUUGCGCCACCGCGUCCUCCUAGUCACUUUGCUCCACAGGAGGUCCGCCGUCCUUUGGAUGCAGACAAGCUGGCGGGAGAGGCUGUCCGCGAUGUGACUCGCUUGGACCGGCGGGUCUUUGACCAGAGGCUACAACAUCCACCAUGGCAGGCGAUCCCUCAAGUUCCAUGGGGUCCUGCAUCGCCGAUGUGGUUUGGGUCUACCUCCACCGGAGCACGUACGGCGGGAGAUGUUCCAGGGGUUUCAGGUGGCGUUGUGGAGACGGCGCCACGUACACGAGACAUGCCACCCCCUCCUCCUAGACCACCUGUAGGUGAUCCGUCAUCGUCGCCCACAGGCAGAGGCUCUCGAUCUCCACACACGCCUGGGAGGUCGAGGAUUCGGGACACUACAGCCGUUGUGGGGGACCCUGGUUUGGGACCCCGCGGCGGCAGGAUGACCGCAGGGAGGGAGGUGGCAGCAUCAGGUUGUGAGCCUCAGCGAGGUCGCGGCAGAGGAGUGUCCGCCGAUAGCUUGGAGUAUGCUCUGAUGGCAGCGACGCGUGCCGUACAUGAGCAGACUCCGCGCAAGCGCGGAGUGCCUCCUCGUCCACGCCCCGUGCCUGCAGAGGGAGGAGAUGCACUUGGAGAGACUUCGGGGGCAGAGGGGUUGGGGAUGCCUCGUGGAUCGCGCCGUGAGCAGAUGGUUACAGAGGCUAGUGCGAGGGUUGUUGUGUUGAGGAAGGCAGGAGCCCCUGUCACCUCGAGGAGGAUGAUCCUGAGACAGAUGUGGCAGUGCGGGAGGAGGACGAGGACUAUGAGGGCGAGGAGGAGGGAGAGGAGGAGAGCGAGAGAGGUUCCGAUGGUGACUACGACCAUGACGAGCACGAGCCCCCACCUCCCCCACCGAAAGGUGCAGCCAGAUGGCGCGCUGCGCAGACUUCUUCAUCAUUACGAGGGAGGAGUUCGACAUCCGGCACGCGAGGGGGUACGAGGAGACAGAGCGGGAAGGGGAAGAAGCGUCGUUGACUGAUGAGGCCAACACUUCUUUUUCCCCUGCUCGCACUGCGGUUCGUCAUGUUGUGCGGUCCUAGUUUUUUUGGUC